This is a messenger RNA of Camelina sativa (false flax), 1829 nucleotides long. Lineage: Eukaryota; Viridiplantae; Streptophyta; Magnoliopsida; Brassicales; Brassicaceae. The record is from RefSeq and is a predicted model, not a curated record.
UGUUGUGCCCAUAUAUUGAACCUCAUUGUCAAAGAUGGUUUCAGUGAAAUGAGUAAGAGUGUAGCUGCAGUUCGUAAUGCUGUGGUGUAUGUGAGAGCUUCAGGUAAUAGGCUUGAAUCAUUUGAGCAUAAGCUAGAUUCAGGGAGAAUUACUAGAGGUAGUUUGACUUUGGAUGUCAGAACUAGAUGGAACUCUACAUUUCUCAUGUUGACUAGAGCUCUUAAGUUUAGACACGGGUUUGACAAGAUGGAAGCAGAAGACAAGCUUUACAGUGAUCAUUUUCUAGAAAUGGAUAAUGGUCAAAUGAGAGUUGGGCCUCCGUUGAAAGCUGAUUGGGAUAAGGUUGAUGGAUUGAUUGAUAUUCUCACAGUCUUCUACCAAUCUACAUUAGUUGUUUCAGCAUCUACGACGGUUUGCUCUCAUAAAGUCUAUAGUGAGAUUUGUGAUAUUGAUAAUCAUCUAACUACAGUGAGUAAGAGUGCUGAUCUGGAUUUAAGUGUUAAAGCUGAAGCAAUGAGAGGGAAAUUUGACAAGUACUGGGAUGGUUUAGAUAAUAUCAAUAGGCUUUUGAUUAUUGCUAGUGUCUUUGAUCCUAGGAAUAAGAUGAAGUUUGCUAAUCUGUGUUUUGAAACCCUAUAUGGUAAAGGGUCGUUGCAAUCUAAGUGGCUUGGUGAGUCAGUAUCUGAUGUUAUGGUUAAGUUGUUUGAGGAGUAUAAUACAAAUCGAUCUAACCCACCAGGUUUUGCAUCAUCAGCCUCUCAAGGUGGGACAACUGCUGGAGGACAUCGCCCUGCUUAUCAUGUUGCGGAUGUUGAAGUCAAAGUGGGGACUGAGGGGAUGGCUUCUGUUUACAACAAGUUGGUUAAUGAAGAGGGAUAUGAUGAAACAAAGACAGAGCUUGAUAUAUACUUAAAGGAAAGCGUUGAGAAUCCAAAGAGCAGUUUAUUAGGAACCGAAUAUGAUGUGUUGUCAUGGUGGAGGUUCAAUUCAACAAGGUUUCCAGUUUUAUCUGAACUAGCUAGAGAUAUUCUAGCUAUGCAAGUUUCUUCAGUUGCUUCGGAGUCUGCUUUUAGCACUAGUGGUCAGAUUCUUGUUCCACAAAGGAGUUGCUUAACUCAUUACAUGAUUGAGGUCUUGAUGUGCACUGAACAAUGGAUGAAGGCUGACCAUCACAUAGGUGAAAAGGGAGUGGAAAACUUUGCACAAAUGGUUGCUGAUAUUGAAGAGCAAGAUCAACUUGAAAAAGAGUUUCAGUUCGCAAGUGAAGAACAAGGCAAUUAAACAAACACACGACAAUGACUCAUGUACCUUUCUUAGUAUUCCUUCUUUUUAAGAACCGAGUAUAUUAUUAUGUAUUCUGACUUUGUGAUCUAAUAUAUUUCAGGCAGUAGGAGAAAAAAAGAAGUUGCAGAUGGAAGAACUACCAGUUUGAUUCUACUACUUUUCAAAUCUCAAACUCUAAACCUUAUUCUCCUUUAAUCUCUUUAACUCUUUCUACCUUUUGAAACUUGAUAUCUGAUAACAUGUUCUUAUUGUUGGGAUUGUUUUGAAUGAUUGUAACUUUUGAACUAUUGUACUUGUAGUUUCGGAUAAUUUUGGGUGUUAUUUAGUAGGUUUGUAUAUUUAAGAACCAAACCCAUUAAUAACCGAAAUUUUCGGUUCUGGUUCGGUUCUUAUAUCAACUAUCCAAACCAACCCGAACCGAAUGAGUACCGAACCGGAACCGAUCCGAUUAGAUUCGGUUCUCUUAUGGAUAGUAAAUUCAAUAUCCAAAAUACCCGAUACCCGAAUGGAUAUACCCGAACCCGAACCGAAUACCCGAACGCCCA